AUGCUCUGUGGCUCCGUGGCGCCUGACCGCGACCAGCUCACGUCGCUCAUCUCGGACGAGGUGGAGCGCCAGCUGCGAGAGCGAGGCUCCGUGCUCGAAGCCAUGAGGGAGCAGAUGGCCAAGGUGCUCGCGGAGUUCGAGGAGAUGGCGGCCAACGUCAGCUCCAAGCGCUCGUGGUCCAACAGCGUCGCCAAGACGAAACCCUUCGCGUCGCCCAAGUGGACGACGCCUUUCGACAUCCACCCCGUUGUCACGCCCCUGGACAUCGUCCCGCCGGCCGCUGCGUCGCCUCCACGCUUGCCAAAGAUUGGCGGUGCGCUUCUCAAAAGCAUCCACCAGCUCAAGCGCACUGCUAGUGGAGGGGCGCUCCCACCAGCAGGGCCCCGUAGUCCCGACGGGAAGAUCGUGAUCGACAAGAUACUUCCUCGGGUUGCCAACAUUGAAAAGCGCGUCGAUGGCUCGCAGAUGAUGCUGUCACAGCAGAGAAAACAAAUGUAUGAGCGAGCUCUGGUGCGAUAUCCACAGUGUCGGAGCAAUGUUUUCGCGCCCAGUGUUUUCGAUUGGGAGGAAACGUCGAGCUCGGAUUCGAUUGCUGCGAUCCAGGCACCGCGGGCGACCCUAGAGCUGGACUUUGUGUAUGGAUGCCGAAGUGGAGCGACGGCAUCUCUUUCCAGCAGCCACCCUGCAGCUCCCACCGCUAGCACUAACAACAAUGCUUUCUAUUUAGCAACUGGGGAGAUGUUGUGGCUCACUGCGACUUUGGUGGUUCUCUACAAGAAGGAAACCAACACGCAGAGAUAUUUUCGAGAGCAUACGAACGAAGUUACGAGCGUGACAGUCCAUCCGAAUCAACGCAUUGUGGCAUCGGGACAAGCCGGGCGCUCUGCGUUUCUUCUUGUGUGGAAUGCAAACGAUGAGCCCCUAGGCAAACGAUUCGCGUGCCUCAAGGGUCAUCAAGUCGCGGUUCGCUCGAUCAGCUUUUCUCACGAUGGAAAGCUGAUUGCUUCUCUCGGUGGCGACAUGUACAACACGAUUUGUAUUCACGACUGGAAAUCGCAGGAGCUACUGGUUAGCGCUCGGGGGCACACGUUUCGGGUGAACGCCAUCGCAUUCAAUCCGUUUCAAGCAUAUGGUCGACCCGAAACACAUCGGUCGAAGAAGCCUGGGCAGGCUCUACACGACGACGAUGUUUGUUACACCCUAGUUAGCUGCGGUGUCCGGCAUAUUCGCUUUUGGACACUAACAAAAGCCGAGUACGUGCCUCCGCCAUCGAAAGAAAAUGCUGACAGUGCGUUUUCCCGCUCUACAUUCGGUGGUCCUCCGAGGUUACGCCCUCCGACUCCGACCGAGAAAGUUUGGAAACUGGAGGGCAACGUCCCGUCAUUUCAUGGGCGUUUUGAGGUCCAAGACUUUACCAGUUUGACGUUUGUCAACGAUUCCCCACCUCUCUACUUGUAUGAUGAGCACUCAAAAGAGUUGGUCGCGACAAAUUCCACUGACCACUCGCUAGGCCGGAUCGUGGCAGGAACGGCGAGAGGAGAUCUGUGUUUGUUCAUCCAACCGAGAGCGAGCCCCAGUGUUGACAUUAUUUCUGAGAAGGAUCUUCACAAAGAGCCUGCAAAAUGGUGGGAGAUUCCUGACGAAUACACGGACGCUGAGAUCAACGAGCUCGUGCUGGAGAGGAUCUCCUACGAACCGACUGGGAGACUUGUCGAUGUUGUACCCCAUGACCAAGAAACCGGGAAUCGGUUCAAGCUAUCCAGGCAAGUUCAAGCGGAGAUGGAAGGGAUCUCAAAGCGAAUGGUGCUACGACCUAACUCUACAGCCUUAAAUUCACGCUUGGGAGAGCUGAAAUACAGUGGGCCGCUGGCCCAUCAAGGUGCAGCAUACCAAGUUGCGUACUGCAAAAAGCUUAACGUGCUCAUGUCAUGUGGGAAUGAUGGAAAGCUACUGCUGUGGACAUGCCAAAUGAGUAGGCCCAUUCGAAUUCCUGGAGUAAAUACGCACGGGGUGUUCACACCGCUCACCGGAACGUUUGCAGAAGGCUCACACGCAUUACUGCCUCAUGGCGAUCCUGCAAAAGUGUUCCAGUUGCCGAACGAAACUAGCGCAGCCAAGCCUACUAGUAUCGUGUGGAAAGAGGAUGGCAGUUCUGUGCUAGUUGCCACUAGCACUAGCUGCAUAUGGGAACUAAAUGUUGCAACCGGAGAUUGGCAAUUGCUUUUCGAAGCUCGCAGUUGUGCAAUUGGCGCUUGUGCCGCUCAUCCCAUGAAGCUGGAGGUGGCCACAGUUUCACAAGAUGGAUACCUUUGCUUCUGGGAUCUUCAGCAGCAUAUGUGCACACGCCGAGUGUACCUUGGCACUUUCAUCACCUCUAGUGUCAAAGCUUUUUGCAUGGAGUUCCAUCCUGCGGGGCACGAGCUGACAAUUGGUCUUAGUUCAGGAGAACUACUGGUUGUAGACUGCGACAUACUCAAGGUUUUACUACGGAAGAACAUCAAGUCAACCUCUGGUAGUACUACAAACCUGCAUUUAGGCCUUUUGGGCCCUGGAUUUCGAGCGGUUGCCCAAGUGAAGUAUUGCCCGAAUGCAAAGUUCUUGGCCGUGGGUGUGAAGGAUACGUUCGUGUAUAUCUACGAUGUCGUGAAUGUGUAUAAGAAGCUUCAUGUGUGUGAAGGCCACUCAAGUGCAGUCUUGCAUUUAACGUGGAACAAGAGUGGAGACAUCUUGCAAAGCAAUGCCGCCGAUGGCGAGAUUCUUCAUUGGCUCGUUUCUCCGAACAAGGGCGAAACUAAGCAAAUUACUGAUGCGUUCUUGGUUCGCGACGUGCAAUGGGUUAGGUGGACGUGCGUGUUUGGAUGGUCAACUCCCGGUAUCUGGUCGGAAGAAUCGCCCCACCUUGUGGAUAUCGCAGCAGUAUCGACUACGGGACCAAAAACUAUAAGCGACCCAAGUGAAUCAGGAAGUACUUGGACAACUUCCAGUAGCGAAGAUUUGAUUGCCGUGGCAUGUCGCUCUAGUGUUCACCUACUGAAGUACCCUGCCCACCGUGGGGCUCGGAGGAAGGUGUACAAGGCUCAUUCAUCGGCCAUCGCAGCAUUAGACUUCUCCUUCGAUGACACCUAUUUGGUUACAGUUGGUGGGGAUGACGGAACGAUCAUGCAGUGGAAAGUUGCGUCUGGUGGGGAUACUUCCAUUCGUGGUCGCGCUAAGAAUAACACGAAACACACACCGAGGCUGCAAUUCACGGAGGACGACAGCACUGGGGAACCGUGGCCAAACUCGAUCCCUGUGCCUCCUCCGCACGACGAGAAGCAGCCGUCAAGCCAGCUUUCACCUCGAAAGAAUUCGCGACAGUACCGCGAACGUCAAGUUUAUCAAGAAGCUGGCCUCGGCGCCGAAAGCCUGCACCAAAGCGCGGACAAUGACGAGGUGUCAAACAGCACGCGCCCCGCGAGCUCUUUGGACGAGCUGAGUAGUUCCGCUGGUGCGCGAGUUGAACGUGGAGUUAGCUACCAAAUUCCCGGCGACCCACUGUCUGCACCUGUCCAAGUUCGGGUAACGCACGCCUACGCAGCGGAGAACUCAGACGAGCUGAGUCUAAACCAUGGAGAGAUCCUGCGCGUGCUGUCCAAAGCUGGUGGCGAGUGGUGGCUGGGCGAAACUUGCGAUGGUAUAAAGGGCUACUUCCCUGCUAGUUACGUAGAAGAUAUUGAUCUCGGUACCCCCACUGCCCGUGACGAGGCAACUGAGGAGCAGGCAGCAGAAGGCUAA
This is a messenger RNA of Phytophthora sojae, 3774 nucleotides long. RefSeq lists its product as hypothetical. The transcript is spliced from 4 exons. The coding region runs from base 1 to 3774 and encodes 1257 amino acids. The record is from RefSeq and is a predicted model, not a curated record. Lineage: Eukaryota; Oomycota; Peronosporomycetes; Peronosporales; Peronosporaceae. Gene Ontology annotation, molecular function: microtubule binding.